This is a messenger RNA of Puccinia graminis f. sp. tritici CRL 75-36-700-3, 781 nucleotides long. RefSeq lists its product as uncharacterized. The transcript has 3 exons. Lineage: Eukaryota; Fungi; Basidiomycota; Pucciniomycetes; Pucciniales; Pucciniaceae. Bases 68 to 343 code for a protein of 91 amino acids. The record is from RefSeq and is a predicted model, not a curated record.
GAAGCGAUGAUAAUUUUGUCGCCUCUUCAUUCACGGUCCGGUUGCAUGUGGGUGGCUUGGUGGCAAAAUGAUCAUUAGAUUCUAUAUCAAAGCGGUCAUUAGAAAAUCUGUACAUAGGACUCAGCAGCAUUGGAUACAUAAACUGUCGCUGGACCCACCUUCAGUCAGCUGGUGCAAUCAACCUUAUUUAUUUUAUCAUUAUCCCCCCCCCUUGAAGAGCAAACUCCUCACUCAUCGUCUACAUAACUCGAACUCGAAUUUUGGCAACCGGAUCAGCAAAAAUGAAACUUAUAUUUAUUGGAGUCGCUUUGAUCGCUUUUGCUUCUCUUUUGGAGGGUGUUAAAGCAGGAUUAGUGAUCAAAACGUUGGGUGGUAAAUCAGGCUCAGGUGGGAAGGUCGUGCAUGUUGGACGGGUGAAAGGAGGCCACGUAGCUCCGGGGAAAUCUCAGACGGGGACUCGUUCAAUAAUGUACGGUGGAGGAUGGUGGAUGGAACCAACAUUUGGAUGACUUCGAUCGGCUUCACCCAUCCUACAUUCUCGUUUCAUUUCAUUCCUUUUUCUCCUUGUGGAUCCCGCCCAUCUCUAUCCACUCCCUUCACCAAACCCACAAGGUCAUUUUAAUUUGUUAACGAGUCAAGAAAAAAUCAAUCGCAGAAUGGUUUCUAUUUGAUCCUUCUAUAAUCUAUCCAACACUCCAGUAUUAAUGCAUCAAUCGGAAUUAUAAAUAAAUACUUACACUCUUUCUAUGGACCCAAUGAAAAAAAAAGUUACCUGCUUGAA